Messenger RNA from Chlorella variabilis, 3621 nucleotides. RefSeq lists its product as hypothetical. Gene Ontology annotation, cellular component: chromosome. The transcript has 19 exons. Lineage: Eukaryota; Viridiplantae; Chlorophyta; Trebouxiophyceae; Chlorellales; Chlorellaceae. Gene Ontology annotation, molecular function: protein binding; ATP hydrolysis activity; ATP binding. Gene Ontology annotation, biological process: chromosome organization. The coding region runs from base 1 to 3621 and encodes 1206 amino acids. The record is from RefSeq and is a predicted model, not a curated record.
AUGUGGGUCAGGGAGGUGACGAUCGAUGGCUUCAAGUCGUAUGCGCAACGCGCCGUCAUCGGCCCCUUUGACAGCCAGUUCAACGCCGUGACGGGUCUCAACGGCUCUGGCAAGUCCAACAUCCUAGAUUCCAUCUGCUUCGUGCUGGGCAUCCAAAACUUGCAGCAGGUGCGUGCCAACAGCCUGCAGGAGCUGGUGUACAAACAGGGCCAGGCGGGCAUCACCAAAGCCACCGUGUCCAUCGUGUUUGACAAUCGCGAGAAGGAGCGCGGGCCGGUGGGCUAUGAGCAGCUGGACGAGAUCACGGUGACCCGCCAGCUGGUUAUCGGCGGGCGCAGCAAGUACUUGAUCAAUGGCAAAGUGGCGGAGCCCUCGCGUGUGCAGAGCCUAUUCCACUCGGUGCAGCUCAACGUCAACAACCCGCACUUCCUCAUCAUGCAAGGCCGCAUCACCAAGGUGCUCAACAUGAAGCCGCCCGAGAUCCUGGGGCUGCUGGAGGAGGCCGCUGGCACCAAGAUGUAUGAGGAGAAGAAGAAGAAGGCGGUGCACACGCUGGGCAAGAAGCAGUUAAAGGUGGACGAGAUCAACAAGGUGCUGACCGAGGACAUCUUGCCUGCACUGGACAAGCUGCGGCGGGAGAAGGUGCAGUACAUGGAGUGGCAGAAUGCCGUCAAAAACCUGGACAAGCUUGUCCGCUUCUGUGUGGCUCACCGAUAUGUGGAGGCACAGAGGUUGCAGCAGAAUGGCGAGCAGGAUGUGCAGCAGGUGCAGAACGACUUGAGUGAUCUCGAGGCGCAGUAUGCUGCACUGGAUCUGAAAAUUCGUGAGAAGCAGGAUGAGAUUGAGGGGCUGAAGACCGAGAAGGAGCUGCAGAGCAGUGGCGAGGUCAAGGAGCUGCAAGCGGAGGUUGAUGACAUCUCCAAGCGCACUGAGCUAGCAGUUCAAGCAGCGCAGAACGAGCUGGACGGUGCUGAGGCAGGGGACGGACGUGAUGCAUCCAACCGCAGCCUUCAGGAGCGGCUGGCAGACACACAGAACGCGCAGACCGUAGCGGAAGCAGAGGCCAAGGCUGCUGAGACGCGAAGCAAGCACCUACUGAAGCAGCUGGCUGAGCAGCGUAAGGCACUGGCCUCCAAGGAGAAGGAGGGCUCCAAGUUGCCGAAGGACUUACAGCGAGAGCGAGCAGAAGUGGAACAGUGCCGACAGGCGGCAGCAGCGCUUGGCUACCUUCCUGCAGCAGCAGCGGGCCUGGAGGAGGAGGCGGAGCGGCAGCGCAGCGAGGUGCAGUGCUGGCGCGACCGUGUGGACGAGCUGUCAUCGCAGCUGGCAGCCAUCGACUUCCGCUACAGCGAUCCGGAGCACAACUUCGAUCGGUCGCGUGUGAAGGGUGUGGUGGCCAAGCUGACACGAGUGGCUGAUCCUACCACCAGCACAGCGCUGGAGGUUGCGGCAGGUGGCAAGCUGUACCAGGUGGUGGUGGAUAACGAGCAGACGGCCAAGGCGCUGUUGGCACAUGGCCACCUGCGCCAGCGCGUCACCAUCAUCCCUCUGAAUAAGGUGUCGGCGCACAGCAUCCCACCCUCAGCAGUGGCUGCCACACGGCGGAUGGCGGGGGAUAAGGCGCAGCUGGCGCUGGAGCUGGUGGGUUAUGACCAGGAGUUAUCGGCGGCUAUGAAGUAUGUGUUUGGCGGCUCCAUCAUCUGCAAGGACGCCAGCACCGCCAAGAAGCUGGCAUUUGCCCGUGAGGUCAACACUCGGUGCAUCACGCUGGAGGGCGAUGACUUCAACCCGGGCGGUACGCUAACUGGCGGCUCCCGCAACAAGGGCGGCAGCGUGCUGGGACGGCUGCACGAGCUGGCGGCGGCAGAUCAGCAGCUGGAAGGAGCACAGGCCAAGCUGGCGCAGGCAUUGGCCUCUAUCAAGGCCAUGGCCGCAGCAGCGCAACAGCACAAGAAGCUAAGUCACGAGCUGGAGCUAAAGCAGCACUCACUGAAGCUGCUGGAGGAGCGCAUGCAGGGCAGCGAGGUUCACCAGCUGUCCGAGGCAGUUGCUGGCAGCGAGCUGGAGCUGCAGGAGGCACAGGAGGCGCUUGCUGCAGCGCAGAAGAAGCAGCAGGACAUGUUGGCGGCGGCAAAGGACUGGCACACGAGGAUGCCCACCUUUGACAAAAAACGGGACAAGCGCUCCAGGGAUCCCAAAGACAAGAUGUUCGCCACCAAGAAGCAGUUUGAAGCCGCCAAGAAGGCCUUGAAAGCCAAGCAGGCGGUGCUGCAGACGACGCUAGCAGAGGCCGAGGCUGCUGACAGCGAGCGCAAGACGUUGGUUGAGCAGCUGACGACGGCUAAGAAGAUGGUCAAGGGGCUGGAAGAGCAGGUUGCCGAGCUGGCAGCAGUGGUGGCUGCCGCCAAGGCAGACUAUGACAAUCGCAAUGGGCGCCUGAUGGAGCGGCUGGCGCGCCUGCAAGAGUGCGACUCUGAGAUUGCGAUGGCCACCAAGGAACGCGAUGCGCUGGAGGGGCUUAAAACCGACAAUCUGAUGUUUGCUGAGCACGAGAAGGCCAGUGCCACCAUCGAGGGGCUGUCCAAGAAGGUGAACAAGAAGGUUAUGCAGAUGUUUGACAAGGCGGAGCAGGAGUACAACGAGCUGAAGCGCAAGAAGGAUGUGGUGGAGAACGACAAGAGCAGGAUUGAGCAGACCAUUGGCACGCUGGAUGAGAAGAAGCGUGAGGCGUUGGAGAAGACAUGGCGCAAGGUUACAGGCGAUUUUGGCGCCAUCUUCUCCACGCUGCUGCCGGGCACGACUGCCAAACUGGAGCCGCAGGAGGGCUGCUCAUUCAUGGAGGGGCUGGAGGUGAAGGUGGCUUUUGGCGGCGUGUGGAAGGAGUCGCUGAGCGAGCUAUCGGGAGGUCAGAAGUCGCUGCUGGCGCUGAGCCUGAUCCUGGCCAUGCUGCUCUUCAAGCCCGCCCCGAUCUACAUCCUGGAUGAGGUGGAUGCGGCUCUGGACUUGAGCCACACGCAGAACAUCGGCCGCAUGAUCAAGGCACACUUCCCGCAGAGCCAGCCCCUGCGGCAGCGAAUAAGCAUGUCCUCGGCCAUGAACUCAGCAGCCCGAGCAGCAGCCAGCCCGCAGAAGGGUGGCGCUCCAGAUGCUGGACGCCCGCUGGACACCGGCGCGGUGACCAAGCGCCUGCAGCAGGAGCUCAUGAGCCUGAUGGCCAGCGGUGGCGACGGCGUGUCCGCCUUCCCUGCGGGCGACUCGCUGUUUGACUGGGUGGGCACCAUCAACGGUGCUGACGGCACGGCAUACGAGGGUUGCACAUACCGCCUGUCCCUCAAGUUCACCUCGGAGUACCCCUUCAAGGCGCCUGGCGUGCGGUUUGACACCCCUUGCUUCCACCCCAACGUGGACGCCCAUGGAAACAUCUGCUUAGACAUUUUGAAAGAGAAGUGGUCAGCGGCAUACAGUGUGAAGACCAUAUUGCAGUCCAUCCAAUCGCUGCUAGCAGACCCGAACGUAGACUCGCCGCUCAACGCGCACGCAGCCAAGUUGUGGGGCGUAAACGAUGCAGAGUACCGGGCGCUGGUGCAGAAAGCGUACAAUGGCCCCAAGCAUGCAACGUGA